Prosopis cineraria is the source of this 327-nucleotide messenger RNA. RefSeq lists its product as uncharacterized. Bases 1 to 327 code for a protein of 108 amino acids. NCBI's taxonomy places the organism in Eukaryota, Viridiplantae, Streptophyta, Magnoliopsida, Fabales, Fabaceae. The transcript has 2 exons. The record is from RefSeq and is a predicted model, not a curated record.
AUGGAUGACCUAGUUCUUACUGGAAGUGAUGACGCUAAGGUUCAACAGGUCAUUUCUCUGAUGAGUUCUACUUUCUCUCUUAAGGUGCUUGGAGAAUUAUCUUUCUUUUUGGGAGUUGAAUUUUGCUGUACAGACGUGGAUGAGACUUCGAGCAACGAGGAAGAAACACAAAAAUCUUCUCAAAGCAACAGACCAAAGACAUCAACAAAAGGGAAGAAGCAAAGCAGCACUGAUGAAAGAAAAGAAAUAACAGAGGUUGAAUACAGUGGCAGUGACGGUGAUGACAAGCAAGGUAGCGUUAGUGGAGGAUGGCAACGGCGAAAGUAG